Arctia plantaginis is the source of this 1314-nucleotide messenger RNA. The record is from the annotation of a GenBank genome assembly. NCBI's taxonomy places the organism in Eukaryota, Metazoa, Arthropoda, Insecta, Lepidoptera, Erebidae.
AUGAAUCACGCAUCUUCCAGAAAUAUGGAAUCGUUACCGAAACAAUUCGUUGCGGCAAUGAGAACUUUAUUUGAUAUUAUGGAUGACAAACAUACAGGAUAUGUGAAACUUACAGAUAUUGAACACCGUUGGCGUGAUGAUCGUACCAAGGGACUCCCUCGUGGUGUGAUAGAGAGCCUACAGAAAGUAGCAUCACAUGACGGUUUGUUGACAUUUGAAAGGUUUUGCACUGGAUUAAAAAUAUGCCUUUUACGGAAUCAAGUCCAAACUUCAACUAGUAAAGAAGAUAGGUUCAAUAAUGAUGUUGAUACUACAGGAAUCCAUACCCAUAUAGGUGCUCAAACUCAUCGGCCACCCUCUGCCCCAUUAUUGGAUGCGAACGAAGCACAAGCUAUGGGUAGAAACUGGAUGGUUUUAAAAAGUACAGAAACCUCUUCUCAACAUCGUACUAUUAGUAUGCCACAGUUAAUUGGGCGCAAAGAGGGCUCGAUACCGGAACCCCGACUUUUAGGAGCACCAUCCAUACCUAAACACGAAGCUCGUAGAGUAUUUGGUCCUCCAAAGCCACCGCGAUUGGAAAAACAAGCCACAGAAAGGAAUGAAAAUUUGAAAUCUAGCUAUAAAUCAGAAGAAGAAAUUGUUUUUGAUAAUGAAGAAAUUUCUGACGAUAAGAUAGAUUUUGAGGAAAUUUCUCGGGCCAUGGAAGAACAAAGCAGAGGUCUCGGUGAUGGGAGAUCAGCUAACGAGAACCAAUCGCAAACUUUGCGUCGAACUUCCCGUCGGCGGGAACCUCGUCGCCACACCUUACAUAACGGUGUAGACUAUAAUCUUCUAAAGCGUAUGAAGCAGAUUGAACAAGAGAAAGAUGUCUUACUGCAAGGUUUAUCGGCUGUUGAAGAAGCUAGAGAAUGGUACCUGAAACAACUUGCAGAAGUUCAAGAAAAAAUGCGGUAUGCAGGAAGAAUGGGUGCAUAUGUGGAACCCUGGAGUGAAGCGCAUCAGGAGCGAUUGGAGCUGCUUAAAGCCCGGGUGUUAGAACUGAACCGACAAUUGGGAGCUUUGGCUGCCGGCUGGCGCCAUGGACAACUUUCGCUUCAUAUGAAUUUAGCACUACCAGCAGCAUCACUGUCGGGAUCUGGUACCACAGCGACGCCAAACAACGCCACUGUCCUUAAAUCGCAGAACCGAAUACUUGCGGAGGAAGUCAACAGAAAAAACGAAAGGAUAACCGUUUUGGAGCGAGAAAAGUCAGCAUUAAUACGAGAACUUCUAGUUCAAAGAAAUAGAACAAAACUAAUUGAUAAUUUUACAUGA